Molecule: messenger RNA, 1975 nt
Organism: Hyaloscypha bicolor E
Lineage: Eukaryota; Fungi; Ascomycota; Leotiomycetes; Helotiales; Hyaloscyphaceae
Exons: 4
Coding region: 194-1975 (593 amino acids)
Biological process (GO): positive regulation of transcription by RNA polymerase II
Cellular component (GO): nucleus
Source: RefSeq, a predicted model, not a curated record
CGGGCCUCGAUCUGAGCGUGUUUACAAACCCAUUCUCCUCUUACAGGACCUCUUUGUUUUGACGGCUUUCAGACGUGAAUAUCGAAGAACAUCAAGCCUCGAGUAUCGACUGAUCGCCGCUAUUGCACGCGUAGUGCCACGCUACGUAGCCGAAUUGAUUGUUGAUUGGCGCUCCCUCAACGCCCCCUCCACCAUGUCUGCCCCCGCUCAGGAACAGCAGCAAGACGCUGCGCCUGCUGCCGCUGCCGCCGACGCAGCCAGACAGAGCAUUGCGGCUGAUGAUAACUUGGCCUGCCAAUGGGACAAGUGCUCCGAACGAUGCACCUCCGCUGAGGCUCUCUUUGACCAUAUCUGUGAGAAGCACGUCGGACGAAAGAGCACAAACAACCUGAACUUGACCUGUGGAUGGAACUCCUGCCGCACUACCACUGUCAAACGUGACCACAUCACUUCUCACAUCCGCGUCCAUGUCCCAUUGAAGCCUCACAAAUGUGACUUCUGUGGAAAGGCAUUCAAGCGUCCACAGGACUUGAAGAAGCAUGUCAAGACACACGCCGAUGACUCCGUUCUCCUUCGCUCCCCUGAACAGCACGGACACCCUGGCCAGGGCUCCGGAUACAGAGGUGGCAAAGUGAUUGCUGACCUGCAAAACCUUGCAGCAAAUGGUGGCGGCUACUAUGAUCAAAGUACCCAUAUGCACCCUAGUGGUGGCGGCGGCUAUGCCACUUCCCACCACCAAACCCAUCCCGGCUACUAUGCUCCUCAGCAGCAACCUUCCUACGGCCCCGUCUAUUACCCUGUCAGCCAUGGUGGUGAAGUUGGCCAACAUGCUGCGUUCGAUUCCAGAAAGCGUAACUACGAUGCCUUGAACGAUUUCUUUGGCGACCUCAAACGCAACCGUAUUGAUGCUUCUUCCUACCAACAAGUCGGACAACGAUUGGUUGCUCUGCAAAACAUUCCCAUCCAUGGCGGCGCUAUUCCGACCGAUUACAUUUCCGCCGGGCCUUCUCUGGUUUCUGUCGAUGGCCACGGACAUGGCGGCGGCGGCGGUGGUGGUCACCACGGUCACAUGCCUCAACACCAAUAUGCUCUGCCACUGCCAAACUUGAGGACCAAGAAUGACUUGAUGAACAUCGACCAGUUCUUGGAGCAGAUGCAAGCCACUGUGUAUGAGAGCUCCAACGCGGCUGCAGCUGCUGGCAUUCAACAACCGGGUGCUCACUACACACACUCAGCCAUCAACUUCCGCCAAAGCCACUCUCCACCACAGACAGCCAUCAACAAUCUCAACCACUUGAACAAUCAUGUCUCUGGAGCUCCUAUGAUGGCAACCCACUCCGCGCAAUCUACGUCUUCGGGCACUCCAGCAUUGACGCCGCCUUCAAGCUCGGUCUCUUACACUUCUGGUCACUCUCCUGUUUCUUCCCACGGAAUGUCCCCGACACAAAGACACAGCUCCACUACCUCAGCAGCAUAUCCAAGUCUUCCCGCUGUCUCAAUGGGCUACGCGCCUCACUCCACAACCGCACCAACCUCCACCCUUGGGCCCAGCUUCGAUAGCGAUCCCCGCCGCCGCUACUCAGGAGGCAUGCUCCAACGAAGUGCUAACCCACCCCGUAGCACCGACAUGAUGGAUGUUUCGGAUGACUCUGCUACCCCGUCACCAAAGGAUGCUACUCCCCAACCGAUGACCGUCCGGUCCGAGGUUUCAAACAACAUCGACCCCGCGCUCUCUGGCGUCAGCUCCCCAGGUGCCCACUCCGAGAGUGGUGAUUCUGCGCGCGAUCGUGCUGAGGAGGCCUGGAUCGAGAACAUCCGCCUCAUCGAGGCCCUCCGCAAGUUCAUUUCCGCCAAGCUUGAGCGUAAGGAGUAUGAAGACGACGAGGAUACCUCGAUGGGUGGUACUGAGGAGAAGACCAAUACACACAAGAGCUCCGAGAAUUUGUAUCCUACUCUCCGGGCUGAUGACGACUAG